Messenger RNA from Prunus armeniaca (apricot), 234 nucleotides. Lineage: Eukaryota; Viridiplantae; Streptophyta; Magnoliopsida; Rosales; Rosaceae. The record is from the annotation of a GenBank genome assembly.
AUGGCAUUCGACAAGGUUCAAGAGAACUACGUGCAGCCAGCCAUACCUCGCUUUGAUGGUCAUUAUGACCAUUGGGGCAUGUUGAUGGAGAAUUUUCUGAGAUCCAAUGAGUACUGGAGUGUCAUUGAAGAUGGAAUUGUUGAACCAGCAGAAGGAGCAGUGUUGACAGAAGCGCAACAAAAAAGACUUGAUGAACAGAAAUUGAAAAACUACCUCUUCCAAGCAAUUGAUUGA